AUGAAGGCUGCUAUACGUUUGACCAAUUAUGAGCAUUUGCCGUGUAUCGCUCACACUCUCAAUUUAAUAGUGCGUGCAGGACUCCAGGAAAGUGAACUCGAGGUGCUGAUAAAAAAAAUAAAAGCUAUUGUAGAAUAUUUCCACAGAAGUCCAAUAGCUAACAAUAAAUUAAUUGCCAUGCAAGACCAGCUGAGGCCUGGUCAAAAACCGUUAAAGCUCAAAAUGGACGUAGUGACCAGAUGGAAUAGUACCCUGGAUAUGAUUGAAAGGAUUUAUUCACUUCAAGAAACUUUAGAAGCGUCUCUUGGGAUCCUACAUAAUCCAGUAGAAAAUCUUUCAGAAGGCGAAUGGCAGACACUGCCAGAAAUUAUAAAAAUCCUGAAACCAUUUAAGCAACUCACUGAAGAAAUGUCUUCUGAAAAAAAGGUGACUGUUUCAAUGAUCUUGGCUUCGACGGAAAGUAUGACCGAAAUUUUUCACAAUUUCACUACGAAUAUUAUGACAGAGACGGGAAUGAAACUGCUAAAUAAAAUAUCAACGGAAUUCAAAAGCAGGUUUAAGAAUUGUUACAGGCACCCCAUAUUAUCGAAAGCAGCUCUAUUAGACCCGCGUUUUAAAAAGCUGGCAUUUAGAUUUGAUGUGCCAUGUUAUGAGUCUGCCAAAGAUGCAUUGAAAACUGAGCUGCAAAACGAGUUCAACUGUCAACAGCAAUCUGUAGAACCUACUCAGUCAAUGUCAGCUAUAUCAACUAGCAACAUUGACGCUGAUAACGAUCAUUCAAUUUGGAAAGAUUUCGACACUCUAGUAACGUCAGCGUCAGCUUCAACCUCUUAA
Molecule: messenger RNA, 834 nt
Organism: Amyelois transitella
Lineage: Eukaryota; Metazoa; Arthropoda; Insecta; Lepidoptera; Pyralidae
Product: E3 SUMO-protein ligase ZBED1-like
Exons: 1
Coding region: 1-834 (277 amino acids)
Source: RefSeq, a predicted model, not a curated record